UGCGAGUCGUGCGGCAAAAGGGGUCGUCUGUGCGCCCAAAUGGGCUACCAUUCCAUCGACUGGUUCCGUAAGCGUAGGAAUUCCAAGAACUUCUAUCUCAGGACUCGAGGGGAACCACCGUUUUGUGGCUUUCAAUAUAAGGUGUCAAUACAUGUGAACGCAAUACAAACUAAUGAAUCUAAAAGUCAUUUAACUGGAAGAAUGUCAUUGAGAUUCCCAUUGGAAACCGAAUUCAUGGAUUUUACCCGAGAUGCGUUUGACAUAAAGCCGGGAAACACCUAUUAUUCAGUGUUUAGUCUUCGGAGUGAACAGAAUCUGUCGGCAAUUGACUCAUACGUUGAGUACGAAUGGAGUGAAGACUCGUUUGACAUCUUAAACACCAAUACCUGGGCUUUGGAUUCACUGUUGAAACAGACGGGGAUUGACAUCAAACUCGGCGCCAACUCUAACGCCAGGACCGCAACCAAUCAAAAGUCCAUUUCUAUUGAUUAUAUCAUAAUUAAAGCUUUAAAUAGUGGCAAACGAUACAAGUUUUGUAUUAAUAGUAAAAGCAAUGCAAAUGGCAUUAGGGUUGAAAAUGUGGUCAGAUUUCUAGCUAAAUGCUGAACUAUAUUUUGUAUAAAUUAUUUAAUAUUUAUAUAAAUAAAUUAAUAAAAUGUGUUUUUUGAUUUAAA
This is a messenger RNA of Oppiella nova, 674 nucleotides long. The record is from the annotation of a GenBank genome assembly. Lineage: Eukaryota; Metazoa; Arthropoda; Arachnida; Sarcoptiformes; Oppiidae.